CGUGCUCGUCACGGCUCCAGGAAGUUCCCGCAGCACACACACUCACACACAGCUAGCUGUCAAACACUGAAUCUUGGCGGAUAUCAGCUCAAAACAACGGACAGCAAAACCCGAAAAUGAACUACAGCAUCGCGCAGGACAAUGGGAUGAAACACAUUUGGAAUCUGAGCACCGAGGAUCUGUGUUUUAGCAAGAUUAACGGGAAAAAUAUGAAAGCUACACACUAGCCAACAACACAGCAAAACACAAGUUUCAGCGUUUCCUCAUUUAUUUUUGGACUCUUGAAGGAUGGAGUGGGACAAUUCUGGGACAUUUGACGAGAGUCGAGCUGCUUAACAAAGACGUUAACGAUCUUUAUAACCGUUGCGUUGUUGUGGGUUUGUUUUAUUCUGUUUGUUUACAGUUGCUCUGUUAACUUCCAGCAGAUUGCACAGUGGUUUUAAAUCCUAUCGUAGCAUUUUUGGGUGAUUUGUUUACGUGUGUUUGGUGGUACACAAGAGCUCCAGUAUGCAUGACGCAUACGAACCAGUCCCUAUCCUGGAGAAGUUACCCCUCCAGAUCGACUGUGUGGCGGCCUGGGAUGAUUGGCUCCUUGUGGGGACCAAACCAGGCCAUCUCCUUCUGUACGGGAUCAAGAAAGAUGCAGGUACAAACAGGUUUGAAGUUACAUUAGAGAAAUCCAAUAAGAACUUCUCAAAGAAGAUUCAGCAGCUUUUUGUGGUGUCACAGUACAAGAUUUUGAUUAGUCUGUUGGAGAAUAACAUCCAUGUUCACGACCUGCUCACGUUCCAGCAGAUAACGGUGCUGUCCAAAGCCAGAGGAGCCACACUGUUUGCCUGUGACCUGCAGCAGUCCAGCUCAGGCGAGGCCAAACUGCGCAUGUGUGUCGCAGUCAAGAGGAAAAUCCAGCUGUAUUACUGGAAGGACAGAGAUUUCCAUGAACUACAGGGAGAUUUCACCGCUCCAGACGUUCCCAAGUCCAUGGCGUGGUGUGAGAACUCCAUAUGUGUGGGAUUCAAGCGAGACUACUAUCUGAUCCGGAUGGACGGACGUGGCUCAGUCAAAGAACUGUUCCCCACAGGGAAACAGCUGGAACCGCUGGUGGCCCCGCUGGCUGAUGGGAAGGUGGCAGUGGGUCAGGAUGACCUCACGGUUGUCUUGAACGAAGAAGGCGUCUGCACUCAGAAAUGUGCCCUAAACUGGACAGACAUUCCUGUUGCAAUGGAGCACCAGCCGCCGUACAUCAUCGCAGUGCUGCCCCGCUAUGUGGAGAUCCGCACCCUUGAGCCCAGACUGCUGGUGCAGAGCAUAGAGCUGCAGAGACCGCGCUUCAUCACCUCCGCCGGAUCAAAUGUGGUGUACGUCGCCAGCAAUCACUUUGUUUGGCGUCUGGUGCCCAUCUCUAUAGCCAGCCAGAUACGUCAGCUGCUGCAGGACAAACAGUUUGAGCUGGCGCUUCAGCUAGCGAAAAUGAAGGAUGAUUCAGAUGCAGACAAGAGACAACAGAUCCAUCACAUUCAGAACCUGUUCGCCUUUAACUUGUUCUGUCAGAAACGCUUCGACGACUCCAUGCAGGUGUUUUCUAAGUUAGGCACAGAUCCCACUCAUGUCAUUGGCCUGUAUCCAGACCUGCUCCCCUCUGACUACCGGAAACAGCUGCACUACCCCAACCCUCUGCCCACGCUGUCUGGAGCCGAGCUGGAGAAAGCCCACCUGGCCCUCAUCGACUACCUGGCACAGAAACGCAGUCAUCUGGUGAAGCAGCUGAACGACACGGACCCCUUCGCCACCUCUCCUCUCGUGGAGGGGACCCCCACCAUCAAGAACCGCAAGAAGCUCCUUCAGAUCAUCGACACCACGCUGCUCAAGUGUUACCUCCACACCAAUGUAGCUUUAGUGUCGCCUCUCCUGCGUCUGGAGAACAACCACUGUCACAUAGAGGAGAGCGAGUAUGUGCUGAAGAAAGCCCACAAAUACAGCGAACUCAUCAUCCUCUAUGAGAAAAAAGGCCUUCAUCGGAAAGCUCUGCAGGUUCUGCUGGAUCAGUCCACCAAAGCCAACUCUCCUCUGAAGGGGCAUGAGAGGACCGUUCAGUAUCUUCAGAGACUGGGUGUGGAGAACCUGGGCAUCAUAUUCGAGUUCUCGCCGUGGGUUCUGAAGAUUUGUUCAGAAGAUGGACUGAAGAUCUUCACUGAGGACCUGACGGAGGUGGAGACUCUGCCCAGGGACAAGGUGCUGAACUUCCUGAAGGAGGGCUUCAAGGAGCUGGCCGUCCCGUACCUGGAGCACAUCAUUCACCUGUGGGACGAGACCGGGCCUGAGUUCCACAAUGUUCUGAUCCAGCUCUAUCUGGAGAAGGUGCAGGGCCUCAUGAAGGUGUACCUCAACACCCUUCCUGAAGGUGUUCCAGCUGUGGCGGCAGGAAAGGAGGCGGGAGAGCUGGGAGAGUACAGGAACAAGCUUCUGGCGUUUCUGGAAGUGUCCAGCUGCUACGAGCCAGAGGCACUCAUCAGUGAUUUCCCGUUUGACGGUCUGUUGGAGGAGAGGGCUCUUCUUCUGGGUCGGAUGGGCAAACAUGAGCAGGCUCUCUUCAUCUACGUUCACAUUCUCAAAGACACACGUAUGGCUGAAGAGUACUGCCACAGUCAUUACGAUCCAUCAGCAAACGGCAAAAAAGACGUCUAUCUGUCCCUGCUGCGCAUGUAUCUGUCUCCUCCAGACGUGCACUUCCUCGGGCCCAUUAAGAUGGAGCUAUGUGAGCCACAGCCGAACCUCCAGGCGGCCCUGAGAGUCCUUCAGCUGCACCACAGCAAACUCAACACCCCCAAAGCCAUAAACCUGCUGCCAGCGAACACACAGAUCCGAGAGAUCCAGGUGUUUCUGGAGAGUGUGCUGGAGGAGAGGGCUGGGAGGAAGCGCUUCGACCAGGUCCUGAAGAGCCUCCUACAGGCCGAGUUCCUGCGUGUGCAGGAGGAGCGUAUCUUCCACCAGCAGGUGAAGUGUGUCAUCACAGACGAGAAAACCUGCAGGGUGUGCAAGAAGAAGAUCGGAAACAGUGCCUUUGCCAGGUAUCCUAACGGCGUGGUGGUUCACUACUUCUGCUGUAAAGAUCGCGGCGUGUGUCCAGAGGAGUAGUGAUCCUGCAGACGGGAGACGCCAAACACACGAGCACAGAGAGCUCAAACAUGAACACACAGACAGCACACGCCACUCUCUCUCUCUCUCUCUCUCACUCCUUCCAGUGGAUGGCAAAGCCCACACGUCUGUCUGAAGAAAUUAAUCAACUUCCAAAGUAAAAAAAGAGACUAAAUUCAGAUUUAUUAAGUGUGUUACUUUGAAAGCUUCAUCUAAAUACACAACACAGACCACAGAAGCGCUUAUUUCCUCACUUCCCACCUUUUCUUCUUCGUGUACAGUGUACCUUUUCAUUCAUCAUGACGCUUUGUCCAGUGCCUUCAGUGGAGAGCAAAGGCCUGUGUUUGUGUGCCCCUUCAGGUGCUCAGGACUGUUAGCUUGAGAUGAAAUCAGACUCCAGAUAAAACACACACAGCGCAGGAGAAACAGCUGGAUCAGUUACACUCAGAUACUGCUGACACCCAUUUCCACAACUUAUAUACUCCCAUUUAAUCACGAGAUAUAUACUGUGAUUACCGAAUAUAGACAAAUACUGUAUCUUUUAGCAAUACGGUCAUUUACCAAAUGCAUUUACCAGUGUAAUACUGUAAUUUUACCACAAAGUUGCGAUGUGGUAUAUUACUAUAUUAUUAAAAAUACAGUAUUUUUCUGUUUUCUGAAAUAAUUCAGUUACGGUAACUGGCUUGCCAGUAUUUUACUGUUUUUCUGCUGUGGGCUGUCAGAGUGAAGGACGAAUGCUUCCUCUAGUUCCUAAGAUGACUUGUUUACGGCUAGACGUCUGUAUGUGUGUGUGUUUUAAUGAAGGCAUUGUGUAAUGCUUCGAGUGGUUUGGGUUGUAGGAGGUUUUGGAGACUCUACAAUCACUGUAGCAUGCCACUUUUUCUCUUCUGCUUUCUUGAGUGGCUUUAAUUUAUUAUUAACACGCUGUCUUUACUGUCAGGAAUGUUUCACCUAUGUGUGCAGUCGUGCCGUUCAGACGGACUGCAGUGUUUGUCUGGCUUUCUAACACUGUUGUCAGAUGCUGGUUACCUGUAAACCAUGAGCUCAACUGUUGCUCAAACAAAGGCACGGUCACUUACAUCGAACCUCUGUAACAGGCCUGAAAUGUGUUGCUGGAUGUGAUUGUACAGAUUGUACAUUAAAUCUGAGGUGGGAGACAAAUCUAAUAAACCUGCAUCUCUUACA
Messenger RNA from Carassius gibelio (silver crucian carp), 4320 nucleotides. Its product is annotated as vam6/Vps39-like protein. Gene Ontology annotation, cellular component: membrane; cytoplasm. The coding region runs from base 508 to 3135 and encodes 875 amino acids. The transcript has 24 exons. The record is from RefSeq and is a predicted model, not a curated record. Gene Ontology annotation, biological process: intracellular protein transport; vesicle-mediated transport; autophagy. Gene Ontology annotation, molecular function: protein binding. Lineage: Eukaryota; Metazoa; Chordata; Actinopteri; Cypriniformes; Cyprinidae.